Paramecium pentaurelia is the source of this 1520-nucleotide messenger RNA. The record is from the annotation of a GenBank genome assembly. Lineage: Eukaryota; Ciliophora; Oligohymenophorea; Peniculida; Parameciidae.
UAUGACUGAUAGAAAAGCUUGGAAUUAAAAAGUAUUAUGAUAUCAAUAAAUAAAUGAAUAGGAAGAUAUAGCCAUUCUUCACUUAGUUAAGCAAUAUGGGAUAAAGAAAUGGACAACUGUAGCUGAAAAAAUGAAAGAAAUAUAUGGCUUAUUUGGUCGAUCUGGUAAAUAAUGCAGAGAAAGGUAUCAUAAUCAUUUGGAUCCAACCAUUAACAAAGAUCCUUGGAGUGAAAAUGAAGAGAAGAUAAUAUUUUUAGCACAUAGAGAACAUGGAAACAAAUGGGUAAUAUUUAGAAAUUUAAAGAUUUUAAGGCAGAGAUUGCAAAAUUACUUCCAGGUCGAACAGAUAAUGCCAUAAAAAAUCAUUUUUAUUCAACCUUAAGAAGAAGUUUAAGACGUAUAAAUAAAAUGAUUGGCGAUAAAAACAGUACUCUACGUAAAUAAAUAUUUAGCAAAGAAAAGUGUACCCAAUAGAUCAAGGACAUUAAGCCAGGUGUUUUGUCCAAGAUCUUCAUACUAGCUGAAAAAAAUCCAUCUGAACUUAAAGAUGAUCAUAUGAAAAAAUUAUGCAUUGCUUGCAAAGGUUUAUAAGAUUCUAUUCUUGAAUUUGCAUAAUCUAAACAAAAAUCUUAAAUCAUCCAAUUUAAUGAAGAGAAAUUCAAAUAAUUGAUAGAGAAAAUUAUGGAUUUUAAGUAAUAAUCUUAAACUCUAUAUUAAGCGGACUUUAUACUAAAUAAAGAGAGAAUAAAUUAAAAUCAAGAAAAUUAAAUUUGAAGAAAAGAAAAAAUAUUGUUGAGGAAGAUGAUGAUGAAGAGGAUGAUUCAUAUUCUAGUUUUUAUAAAAUUGAUGAUAAUAGUAUUUAAAUACCAAUAAAGAGAUCAAUUAGAUAAAGUUCAAGAAAAAAAAUUGUAAUCAUAUAUUACAUAAUGAACAUAGAAAUUUAAUGAUGAAGAUGAUCUAGAUAUUAUUAUUAGAACUAAAUAGGGUUCAAUCUUUAAAAUAAUUUAUGAUAGAUUUUAAUUUUAAACAGAUGAAAAUGUAUUCAAUCUACUUAUUUAAAGGAAUCUUCAGAAGUAUCUCAAAAUGAUUAAAAUUCUAAUUUGAAUUAACAAAAUAAAAUUACUUAAUAAAUAAUACCAUCAAAUUAGUAAAUUUUUGAAAAAUCAAUCUCUAAAGAAGAAACAAUUCAUCAUGAGAAUAUUAAUAAUAAGUCUAAUUUCAUGCCUAUAAUUUUGAUUAAACCAUUACUUAAUAUUGAUCAUUCAAAUUUUGAUCAAUACUUAGAAAAAUUGAAACAAGAUAUUGGUUUUAAUUAUCUUUUAUAAUUAGAUGCAAAUUCUUAAAAAUAUCUAUAGGGAGAAGACCUAAAUUUAGAUAUCAAUAUUGAUUUUGCAGAAGCCACUAAAGAUUUUACUAAAUCAUCAAGUUCUAAAUUUGGGUACACUUCAAGUGCAUUUAAAAAAUACAAGAAAGAUCUAGAUUUAGAUAAUUUCUUAGUAACACCCAAUAAUUAUAAAUGA